GCUCGUGAACCGCCUGCUCAACUGCUACGUGCUGCGUGGGUUGAGCCGCCUGUCGUACUGCGUGUACCUCACGCACUACAUCGUGCUGCUGCUCAACACGACGCGCAUCCGCACCGCCAUCUGGAUGGACGAGUUCCUGCUGUUGCAUUCCUACAUUGGAGACCUUGCAAUUUCAGUUGUACUGUCAAUAGUCCUCUUCUUGGCCUUCGAAUCACCAGUUUUCUUCCUCUUACGAAUAAUUUUUCCGAA
Gryllus bimaculatus (two-spotted cricket) is the source of this 249-nucleotide messenger RNA. NCBI's taxonomy places the organism in Eukaryota, Metazoa, Arthropoda, Insecta, Orthoptera, Gryllidae. The record is from the annotation of a GenBank genome assembly.